UAGAGGGAAAAAUAACUGAAAGUGUUAAGAGAAACAGAAAGCACAUAACUUGCAGUUUCAAGAAGUAACAAGUGAGGAAGAGAAGAAGAUGGGGACAUUGAGAAUACCAGAUGUAGUUCCUUCUCCAACUGAAGAUUGUGAAACUCUCAUGAAAGCCUUCAAAGUUAAGUGGUUUUGUGUAGGACUGGGAACUAAUGAGAAGUCAGUAAUAUCGGUGUUGGGGCACAGAAAUGCAAGCCAGAGGAAGAAGAUCAGAGAAACCUAUCGGCAACUUUACAACAAGUCCCUUGUUGAUGACAUUUAUUCUGAGUUGUCUGGUGAUUUCAGGAAAGCUGUCGUCCUGUGGGCAUACGAGCCUUCUGAAAGAGAUGCACGGCUAGCAAAUGAAGCCUUAAAGUCAAGAAAGAAAACCAUCACCCAAUUGCAAGUGAUAGUAGAGAUAGCUUGUGCUCCAUCUCCUGGUCAUCUGGUCGCGGUGAGACAAGCAUAUUGUGGCCUUUUCAACUGUUCACUUGAAGAAGACAUCACAGCAAAUGUCCCUAUGCCUGUAAAAAAGAUUCUUAUUGGUCUAGUCAGGUCCUAUAGAUAUGAUAAAGAAUUGGUGGAACCUAGUAUUGCAAAUGCAGAAGCUGCUAUCCUUCGUGAAGCCAUUCGGACAAAGCAGUUGGAUCGUGACGAUUUUCUUAUCAUACUCAGCACAAGGAAUGUUCAUCAGCUUAGAGCAACUUUUGACUGCUACAAGCAAAAUUAUGGAUUCUCCAUUGACCAGGACAUUAAGAGCUGUGGAAAAGGUCUGUUGGAAUCUAUUCUGAAGGUGGUUAUGUGGUGCAUUGAUUCGCCAGAGAAACAUUUUGCUGAGGUUGUCAGAACCUCGGUUGUCGGGUUAGGAACUGAUGAGGAUUCUCUAACGAGAGCCAUUGUAACUCGAGCUGAAGUUGAUAUGAUGAAAGUAAGGGGAGAGUAUUUCAUCGCGAACAAAACUAGUCUUGAUAAUGCAGUUAUUGAUGACACAUCAGGUGAUUACAGAAAGUUCCUCAUGACAUUGCUAGGUGCCAAAGUUUAGAUCCUUGGACCUGAUCAUUGAGUUGUAGCCUUUCAAUACUAUGAUUCUACUUUGUAUGAUUUGAAAAUGCUACAUGAACAUUUAAGGGUAGAUUGUUUGUGACAAAACUAAUGGUUGGAGAGUGACUUGUGUAUAAGUUUGUGGAUUGUCGCUUGUGAGUGAAUAGCAGCUUUUGUUCCUUAAAUUAUGGAACUUUCCUGAGGAAUUUAAAACACAAAAGGAAGAAAAAAGAAAGUAAGAAGUGACA
Lycium ferocissimum is the source of this 1310-nucleotide messenger RNA. Its product is annotated as annexin D3-like. Gene Ontology annotation, molecular function: calcium ion binding; calcium-dependent phospholipid binding. Gene Ontology annotation, cellular component: cytoplasm. The record is from RefSeq and is a predicted model, not a curated record. The transcript has 6 exons. NCBI's taxonomy places the organism in Eukaryota, Viridiplantae, Streptophyta, Magnoliopsida, Solanales, Solanaceae. Bases 89 to 1063 code for a protein of 324 amino acids.